This is a messenger RNA of Leptonychotes weddellii (Weddell seal), 3934 nucleotides long. The record is from RefSeq and is a predicted model, not a curated record. NCBI's taxonomy places the organism in Eukaryota, Metazoa, Chordata, Mammalia, Carnivora, Phocidae.
AUCACCUUGUAGUGAUUGGCGUCAGAAGUCUUCUGUGACCAGAAAUCACUCGCUUUUCUCAGUUUAUUGCUCACCCCCUGACUUCGUGGUCCAGUCUUUGACCAUACCAGCUCUCUCCUACUGCAAUGCCUGUGCUGACAAAGCUACUUUCCUCAUGGGCAUUAAUUCCUCUGAGUUGGUGAAGGGCUUGAUCCAUCCCAGAAUCAAAGUUGGUAAUGAAUAUGUUACUAGAGGUCAAAAUGUAGAACAGCAUCUGACUUAUUUCUUUUUGGUGUUUUUAAAAGCUGGCCUUCUGGAACAACUGGAAGCAAUGAGAGAUGAGAGACUAUCUAAAGUCUUCACAUUGUUCCAAGCCAGAGUACGGGGCAAAUUGAUGUGAAUCAAGUUCCAGAGGAUUCUGGAGGAGAGGGAUGCACUUCUUUUGAUCCAGCGGAACCUAAGUGUUUUCAUGGCUGUGAAGACCUGGCCCUGGAUGAGGCUCUUCUUCAAGAUCAAGCCUCUUGUUAAAUCUGCUGGAAUGGGAAAGGAGAUAGCUGCUCUGAAGGAGGAGUGUGUGGAACUGCAAAAAACCUUGGAGAAAUCGGUCUCGGAAGAACUGAAAGCAAAGCAGUUCUCCUUCAUUAGGAAAAAGAAUUACCUGCUUCUUCAGCUGCAGGCUGAGCAAGAGACCCUGGCAAAUGUUGAAGAGAAGUGCGAGUCGCUGAUUAAAUCCAAGAUCCAGCUGGAGGCCAGAGUCAAGGUGCUGUCUGCGCGGGUGGAGGAAGAAGACGAGAUAAAUUCCGAGCUGACUGCCAGGGGGCAGAAGCUCGAAGAUGAAUGUUCCGAGUUGAAGAAAGAAAUCGAUGACCUGGAAACAAUAUUGGUGAAGUCACAGAAGGAGAAGCGUGCUACAGAGCACAAGGUCAAGAACCUGACUGAGGAAGUGGAGUCUCUAAAUGAGGAUAUGAGCAAACUUAACAGAGUGGCCAAGGUCAUGCAGGGGGCCCAUCAGCAGACGCUGGACGACCUGCUCACAGAGGAGGACAAACUCAGCAGCCUGAGCAAAGCCAAGUUGAAAUUGGAACAGCAAGUACAUGAGGUAGGUGGUGUUCUUGAAGGUCAGGAGAGGAAAGCAAGAAUGAACUGUGAGAGGGAAAAGAGCAAACUGGAGGGCGAUUUUAAGCUGCAGUGUGUGAGUAUGAAGCACCUGGAGAGCGGCCAGGUGCAACUGGCAGAGAAGCUGAGCAAGAAGGAACUAGAAAUGAAUCAGAUGAAUUUAAAGGUGGAGAAGGAGAAAGGCCUGGUGGCUCAGCUUCAAAACAUGGCUAAAGAGCUUCAGAUAAUCAUUUAUCAAAUACCUGCUUUAAAAAGGGAACUGGAAGUUGAAAGGACCACCCGAGCUAAGAUGGAAAGGGAGAGAGCUGACCUCACCCAAGAAUUGGAAGCCUUGAAUGAGAGGCUGGAGGAGGCAGGAGGUACCAGUUUGGCUCAACUGGACAUAACUAAGAAACAGGAAACAAAAUUUCAGAAGCUUCACUGAGACAUGGAAGAGGCUACACUGUACUUCGAGGCAACUUCUACCACUUUGAAGAAGAGACAUGCAGACAGCCUGGCUGAGCUCCAAGGUCGGCUUGAAAAUUUACAACAGGUCAAGCAGAAAUUAGAAAAAGACAAGAGUGACUUGCAGCUAGAAGUGGAUGACCUCCUGACCAAUGUUGAGCAGAUGACCAGAGCUAAGGUAAACUCUGAGAAGCUCUGUAGUCUGUAUGAAGAGCGCUUGAAUGAAGCAAAUGCAAAACUAGAUGAAGUGACUCAGUUGGUAAAUGACCUGAAAGCACAGAAAACAAAGCUAUGGAGUGAGAAUGGAGAAUUCCUGAGGAGGCUGGAAGAAAAGGAAGCUCUGAUAAACCAGCUGGCUUCCAGGGAAAGGAGCAGCUUCACUUGGCAGAUAGAAGAACUGAGAGGGCAACUGGAAGAGGAAUCCAAAUCACAGAGUGCCCUGGCCCAGGCCCUGCAGUCAGCCAAUCAUGACCGUGACCUUCUCCAAGAGCAGUAUGAGGAAAAACAAGAGGCCAAGGUUGAGCUGCUCUGGGCUCUCUCCAAAGGCAAUAGUGAAACGGUGCAGUGGAGAAUGAAGUAUGCAGACGACAUUGCCCAGAGGACUGAGGACUUGGAGGAUGCCAAGAAGAAGCUGGCCAUGAGGUUGCAGGAGGCUGCUGAAGCCAUGGGGGUAGCAAAUGCCAGAAAUGCUUCCCUGGAGAGGACCAGGCACCAACUGCAGCUCGAGCUGGGGGACACCCAGUCUGACCUCAGGAAGGCCUGCUCCCUAGCAGCUGUGCUGGACCGGAAGCAGCGGCCCCUGGACAAGUGCCUGGACACCUGGAAGCAGAAGCAGGAGAGUCACGGGCCGUGCUGGGGGCCUCCCCGAAGGAGGCCCGGGGCCCUCAGCACCGAGCUCCUCAAGCUCCGGCACGCCUACGAAGAGAGCCCUGUGGGCCAGGAAACCCUCCAGAGGGUGAACGAGAAUCUCCAAGAAGAGAUUUCUAAUCUGACAAAUCAGGUCAGAGAAGGAAAGAGGAACUUAAGUGAAAUGGAAAAGGCCAAGAAACGGAUUGAACAAGAGAAGACUGAAGUCCAGGCGGCACUGGAAGGAGCAGAGGGAGCUCUGGAACAUAACGAAAGCAAGAUUCUUCACUUCCAGCUUGAACUCUUGGAAGCUAAAGCAGAACUUGAAAGAAAGCUUUCAGAGAAAGAUGAAGAAAUAGAAAAUUUUAGGAGGAACCAGCAAAGUACUAUUGACUCCCUGCAGUCUAGUCUGGAUUCUGAAACUAGAAGCAGAAUUGAGGCGAUCCGGCUAAAGAAGAAUGUGGAAGGGGACCUCAGUGAGAUGGAACUCCAGCUUAGCUAUGCCAACCGGCAGGUGUCAGAGGCAACCAAAUCCCUGGGCCAGCUUCAGACUCAGGUCAAGGUCCUUUGGGUGCAGCUAGAUGACAGCACACACCUGAGCAGUGAGCUGAAGGAGCAGGUGGCUAUGGCUGAGAGGCACAACUCUCUUCUCCAGUCCGAGCUGGAGGAACUGAGGUCCUUGUACAAGCAGACAGAAUGCGGGUGCAGGCUGGCAGAGGAAGAGCUCCUGCAGGCCAUGGUCAAUCUUUUCCAUACCCAGAAUACUAUCCUCCUCAGCCAGAAGAGGAGACUGGAGGUUGAUGUUGGCAGGAUGCAGAAUGAAGCCGAAGAGGCAGUGCAGAGGUGUCAAAAUGCAGAAGAGAAGGCCAAGAAGGCAGCCACUGAGGCAGCAAACAUAUCAGAAGAUCUGAAGAAGGAGCAAGACACCAAUGCCCACUUGGAGAGGAUGAGAAAGAAUAUGGAGCAGACAAUUAAAGACUUACAAAAAAGUCUGGAUGAAGCUGAACAGACUGCCAUGAUGGGGAAUAGAAAGCAAAUCCAGAAACUAGAAUCUAGGGUCCACGAACUGGAAGGUGAACUGGAGGACGAAACCCGUCGCAGCUCGGAGACCAGGAAGGGAGCCCGCAGGCUGGAGCGAUGCGUCCAAGAGCGGACAUUUCAGGCAGAGGAAGACAAGAAAAAUCUGAGCAGGAUGCAGACUCUGAUGGAUAAACCUCAGCUACAAGUACAAAGUUACAAGCAGCAAAUGGAGGCAGCCGAAGUACAAGCCAAUCAAUAUCUUUCCAAGUAUAAGAAGCAGCAACAUGAGUUGAAUGAAGCUAAGGAAAGGGCAGAGAUAGAAUCUCAAGUCAAUAAACUCAGGAUCAAAGCAAAAGAGUGUAGAAAAAAGCUAAUGAGGAGUUGGCUAAGGCCUGCUUACUCUGGAAAGGACUGGGCUUCGUUCUGGGUGUGUGCCGCUGAUGAAAAUCACAGGAAUCUCACCGAGCACACUCAUACUCUGUUUUUCAGGCUCAUGAAGAAUAAGAAGUUCUUUGCUUAUGAAGGAUAG